AUGGAAGACCCCUCUCACUUCACCAGUGACCUCCUCGAUUUAGACGGCAUCAACUCAUACCCUGACAGUCUUGAAGACGGUGUCAUUGUGGCACCAACAGAGCUUCUGUCUACGUCAAGCCAAAUGUACUCGACGAUGAACGCCUCCAUCCUCCCGAGCCCCCGUUCUUCCCUGGGUCAGUCUCCCGUGAUGCCUUUCCAGGACAUCUCAUACGGUGACCAAGUUUGCGACCCCAGUCUCCUCGCAAAUCAAGGAGCUAUGUCGACACGGAGCAAGGCUGCGGAGCCACUGACACCGACUUCCUUUGACACUCAUGCCACAUCUUCGGCACGAAAAUCUGCACCUGAGUCCUCAGAGCCUCCAAGGAAGAAAGCCCGCCAGAAACAGUCCAAGCCCGUCAAGCAAGAAUCGGAAGAUGAGGACGAAGAAGAAGAAGACGAGUCGACGGAAAAGCGCAAGAAGUUUCUUGAGAAGAAUCGAAUCGCAGCCAGCAAGUGUCGGGAGAAGAAGAAGAAAUGGGUGCAUGAACUGGAAUACAACAAGUCUCAUUUAGAGCGCCACAACAUGGAGCUCCGCUUGGAGCACCGUGGCCUGGUCAAUGAGCUCAACCAGACAAAAAGCAUGCUAAUGAGCCACGCGGACUGCAAUGAUCCCAACAUCAGCGAGUGGCUGAACAACCAAGCUAGAAGAAUCGUGCAGACUACUGGUCCCAGCAUGUUCUCGAUGGCCAAUCCACUCUCGGUCUAUCUGCCUCAAGGCCAACAUCGGAACAGCGGAAACGUCUCUGGAAGCACCAUGGUCGAUCUUGGCCCAUCCUCGCGCCGGGAGAGCACAUCCUAUUCUCAGGGCCAUUCUUCAAUCGAUACAACACCUCCAAUAGACCCUGCAUUGCCGAUGUCUUCUGUAUCGCCGAAGGUCAAGGAGGAAUCCUUGAUCAAUCUCGACCACAUGGGCUGGACUAACGAGUGA
Diaporthe amygdali is the source of this 969-nucleotide messenger RNA. Its product is annotated as bZIP transcription factor. Bases 1 to 969 code for a protein of 322 amino acids. Gene Ontology annotation, biological process: regulation of transcription by RNA polymerase II. The record is from RefSeq and is a predicted model, not a curated record. Lineage: Eukaryota; Fungi; Ascomycota; Sordariomycetes; Diaporthales; Diaporthaceae. Gene Ontology annotation, molecular function: DNA-binding transcription factor activity, RNA polymerase II-specific; RNA polymerase II cis-regulatory region sequence-specific DNA binding. The transcript has 3 exons.